AUGGCAGACUCAUCAAAGGUGCUGGAGACGAUGGCCUCGCAGCUCUCCGCAGUGGCUGCUGGCCUAGAGGCAUUACGAGUGCAAGGGGCGGCUCAGACGGCCGCAAACGCCGAGACGGCCGACAAGCUCGAGGAGAUGCAGCGGCGCAUCUCACAGCAUGAUGCCCUGCUCACAGGUGAUGGCCCUUCUGUGCUCUCCACAGCAGCGCCAGUGGCUCGACCCCAGGAUUGGGAGAUCCGAAUCCACGGAGAUGCAGGCCCCACACAGUCGGUGACCAGAGAGGAGUGCGCGGCAAUGAUCACGGAGGCCCUGCAGACGAAGGUGGGCCCCGCUCUCCAGGCAGCAUUCUCACAGGUCGGUGCCGAGCUUGUCCAACACGCCGAGAAGAUUAACACCCUGGAACACGAGGUACGCAUGCUAAAAAUCAGAACAGCAUGGACGGAGAAGGACCUGCUGUACUCACAGAUAGAGGCUGCAAAGAGAACCCUUGUGCUGAGAAAUUUCCCAGACUGGACCACAGCAGCAGACCGUGAGCUCACAGUGGCAGAAGCUCUGAAGGAGAACAACCUCGGUUACUUGGAGUGGGACCUCACAACCACGACCUUAGAGGGCACGGAUGGCAAGAAGUUUUUGGCUCCGAUUUCCAUCCUCACAGUCCCGACCUAUGCCGCUAGAAAGAAGGUCAUGGAGGUUUGCUCCCGUGCUGUGGUUCGCUACUGGCACGAGGUGAAGGACGAGGCCGGGAUCGAGCUAGACCAGAAUGACGCUGAGAAGAAGCAGUCGGACGAGGCGAAGACCGACUCGACUGAGAAAGUCUGGGAGAUCAAGACCUGGCACUGGAACCUUCCCAUCAAGAUGGCGCCAGGAAUCACCCAAUUCGAAAGGCGUCUCGGUGCUCCUUUGCACGGAUUAAUGAACUCCUAUCAGCGCCUCUUCGCGCGCUUCAAGAAGGAGUCCUUGGUGCCAAGGUGGAAGACCUUGAUUCUAGAGGACAAGGAGGGUGCUUGGCUAGGCCGUGUACUUUACAGUCGCAAGACCAGCAGCCUCACAGGAACCACGGGCACCGUGGCAGACUGGAAAUGCGAGGUCCAGCUUCCGGCGGAGCACAAAGACAAAAUCCUGGAGUGCUGGCGAGACAUUUGGUACGAUCAGCUAAAGCAGCAGAUCUCACAGACGGAUGUGGAACAAGAGGCAUUUUCCUCUGCCUCACAGAAGACUAGCCAGGACUAUGUGGCCGCAGCUCGCUUGAACCGCUUCCUCACCAAGGCCGUGCCAAGCUACAACGAGGGUGAGGAGCACGGGAUCGAGAACUGGGUGGCCCGCUUCAAGUUCGAGUACCCCUGGGAGCUCUCCUUCGUAGGCAUCUCACAGGAACACCCGGACCGGCAGUUCUUUCAGGAUCUCCGCCCAGUGGACCAGCUGAUGGAGGCAAUGUCCGCCGACCAGGCCAUGGAGACUGCAGUUGCCCCCGGCGAGACCCUCGCAACCUUUGCCUCGCAGGGCACCAAGAGGCAGCACUCUUCCGGCACGGAGGGCACCCUCGACAGCAUGGAGGCCGACUCCACCAAGGAGCCCCACUACCCCUUCAACUCACAGGAGGAGCUUGAACAGGAGGUGGAGAACGAGAAGAUCAGCCACAUCAACCGCGGCUACGACAUCUCCGGCUACUCCUCUUCGCAGUGGGAGGAGUGGGUCAAGGGCAAGAAGCUCAGGCAGAUGGGUUCGGAGGCUGCCCAGGCAGUCCUCACAGGCCUGCUGGAAGCAGCCAAGCUACACACCUUGAUACACAUUAUGCGUAAGCAUCGCCUUAGCUGGCUGGCGCUCACAGAGACGCACAUGAAGCAGCCUGAUCAAUUCAUGAUCGAAGGCUACACCAUUACCCACAGCGCCACAGAAGAGUACGACAGCAAAGGCAAGCCCACACAGACUUUCACAGGAGUCUCCCUCAUCACAGCCCCACACCUUACACCCACCAUCACAGAUCUCACCUGCGUCGACGGCAGAUUUCUUCGGUUCACCGUCGACACCGUCGAAGCUCCGCUCAGCAUCCUGGCGGUUUACGCCCCACACAACCAACGCGAACAGCAAUGCCGGGACCAGUUCUGGCAAGCACUCACCACACAGCUCUCCACUCACAGAGAACGCACCCCCCUUCUAGUGGUGGGAGACUUCAACGCACUAGCCUUAGACGAGCUCGCAGCCAUCCCUCACGCCACUGGCCCACAUUUCGUCCCAGGCAAAACUGCCGAGGAAGACGAGCCAGACGAUGCUGCAGAAGGCGACACCAACCAGCGACAGUUCCACGACCUCCUGGCCUCACAGGACUACUGCCUCCCACAGAGCUGGAUGCAAAAAGCACCUCGCAAUAGACACACCCACAAAAGACCCAACGGCGACCUCGUACAACUCGACCACGCCAUUAUACACAAAGACUGGCGCAACAUCAUCCACGACAUCCACACUCUUCCCGGCGCAGCACUCAACAGCAACCACUACUUGGUCAAAGUCGAGCUGCAGCUCCGCACCAAAGAGGCCAAACGCACAGCGGCGACCAAGGAAGCCAUUAGCGACCACAUCCCAACCACCGCGUCCUUCCCCAAACACCCCUGGAUCUCACAAGCUACUUGGCAGCUCAUACAGGCAAGCCCACCAGCCUCUCACAGCAAGCCCAAACCUUCGCAGAAUACCUGCGAACACUGGGCAGCUCCACCUACACCUUACACUGGCCCCACAGACCCAAUACACCCGGCAGCAGCAGUGGACCUCUCACCCAUCACCACAGCAGAGCUCAACGCAGCACUUAAAGAGCUGGCGCACAACAAAGCAGCAGGCCCCGACAGCAUUCCUGCUGAAGCAUGGCAGUGGUUAGACGACCAUAACCAAGAGGCUCUCUUGCGGGUCCUCAACCAAGCCCUGCUCACAGCCACCAUCCCGGAUGACUGGCACCAUGCUAUUGUAGUCGAAAUCUACAAAGGCAAAGGUCCCCUCACAGACCCUGCCAGCUACCGCCCCAUCUCACUUUUGAACACAUCCUACAAACUUUUCGCCAAGAUCAUUCACACCAGACUCCAAGCAGCCCUGGACGACAGACUCAGGGAAACCCAAUACGGGUUUAGGGCGACGCGCUCAACAUCCCAGCCUAUUCACAUCGUCCGCCGUCUCAUUGAACGUGCGGAGGCCACAGGACAAACACUUUACACCAUCUUUCUCGACUGGGAGAAAGCAUUCGACAAGAUACACCCGGACGCCCUCCACACAGCGUUGUCACGCUACGGCGUCCCACCACAUCUCACAGCCCUCAUCAACAACAUCUACACCUCACCACAAUUCACAGUGGCGGCGGCUGGGAAGCAAAGCACCAGGGAGGAAGCCAGCGCGGGCAUUCGUCAAGGAUGCCCGCUCUCACCAUACCUGUUUCUCAUAGUUCACGGUAUGGUUAUGCACGAUGUGGACCGGGAACUUACAGCUCACGGCGGGUCUCUUCCUUGGCUGUACAGCCAAAACCAGCCCUUCUACGACCUCGCUUAUGCGGACGACACAGCACUCAUCGCAAGCACAGCUCACAGAGCAGAACAGCUGCUCCACAUCCUGCAGCGGAUUGCGGCUCACAGCAACCUCCACCUGAACCUCAAGAAGUGCGU
Messenger RNA from Symbiodinium natans, 3641 nucleotides. Lineage: Eukaryota; Dinophyceae; Suessiales; Symbiodiniaceae. The record is from the annotation of a GenBank genome assembly.